AGGAGUGUUGCUGCCAACCUGUCCCAGAAGGUGCGUCUGCUAUGUUGGAUCAUGACUGGACCUAAGAACCUGGAGUCUAGAACCAAACACAUCCGGGCCACCUGGGCCAACCGAUGCAACAAAAUCCUCUACAUGAGUUCAGUGGAGACAGAAUUCCCCACAGUGGGGCUCAACGUAACCGAGGGACGAGACCAGCUCUACUGGAAGACCAUCAGAGCCUUCCAGUACAUCUACCAACACCACCGCAACGACUAUGACUGGGUCCUCAAAGCUGAUGAUGACACGUUCGUGGUCAUCGAAAACCUCCGCUACACCUUGUCCAAACAGGACCCGGAGAAGCCUGUAUACUUUGGGAGAAGGUUCCGCCCGUUCGUCCACCAGGGUUACAUGAGUGGUGGAGCCGGCUAUGUCCUCAGUAAAGAAGCCGUCAGAAGGUUCAUCGAGGGAUUCGACAUGGCGAAAUGUACCCACUUUUCCAUCAUAGAAGACAUGGCUCUGGGGAAGUGUAUGGAGACAAUGGGUGUGGAGCCGGGAGACUCCAGAGAUGUGAAGGGAAGGCAGACGUUUCAUCCCUACCCACCAGACAAGUACCUGAUCAAAAAGCCACCCAGUAAACGGCCUUGGUUUCUCUUGUAUGACUACUACAAACCCAGAGAGGGUCCAGAAUGUUGUUCAGAUCACACCAUAUCCUUUCACUACAUCUACAAUGUACAGAUGUACAUGCUGGAAUAUCUGACCUAUAACCUACGGCCCUACGGAUACCAGUACAGGUACAACCCUGAUUCUGCAGGAACUGAAAGUGAGAGUAACACACCCACACCUGUCUCUGCCUAA
Messenger RNA from Oncorhynchus gorbuscha (pink salmon), 834 nucleotides. RefSeq names its product glycoprotein-N-acetylgalactosamine 3-beta-galactosyltransferase 1-like. Gene Ontology annotation, cellular component: membrane. Gene Ontology annotation, molecular function: N-acetylgalactosaminide beta-1,3-galactosyltransferase activity. The transcript has 2 exons. The coding region runs from base 52 to 834 and encodes 260 amino acids. The record is from RefSeq and is a predicted model, not a curated record. NCBI's taxonomy places the organism in Eukaryota, Metazoa, Chordata, Actinopteri, Salmoniformes, Salmonidae.